Spirometra erinaceieuropaei is the source of this 5814-nucleotide messenger RNA. The record is from the annotation of a GenBank genome assembly. Lineage: Eukaryota; Metazoa; Platyhelminthes; Cestoda; Diphyllobothriidea; Diphyllobothriidae.
AUGCCCCAAACGGGCCACGUGGUUGACGCCCUGGACCAACACGAGGGCCGUAUCGGAUUCUGGCAGGUGUUAUCCGACUUGUUCACCAUAACAAAUGCCGACAUUUCGGGGUGCAGUGCCAGACCCGGUUGCCGGCAGACGUCGCGCACAUUGGGACCCCUGCCGUUCCCCAUUGUUGCUGUCGGUCAAAAACCUGGUGAUAUGCUGUGUGGACCAGGGGGUGUGGAGUGGAGCACCAAGGUGCGGAAUGGACCGUGCCAUCCACCUGCGCCCUCCCCCGCCUCCGGUCUUAUUGACUCUGUCUUGACACCGGGUCCAGGUGGGGGAGGAGGAGGAGGAGGAGGAGGAGGAGGAGGAGGAGGCGGAGAGGGUGCGGUAGAUGCCGAACAAGUCUACUAUCACUAUAAACUAGUUCACGCACAAGUCACCGUCCCUGCUCUCACCUUGAUGUGAAGCACACGUUGGACAUCGUCGGAAUCGUAGGUCGAACUGCCGUUGCAUGCGCGCGUGCUGACGUUGCAGUCGGUCGGAGCGUAAGAUCAGUACGGCCAAGUAAAUAUCUCAGGGAAGGCGACUAACCUUGACGCGCUAAGGCGGACGAUGGACGAAGGCGACGGGUGGCAUCAUUAUGGCUAUCAGCGAAAGCACAGGCCAGGUAAAAAUGCCAGACCGGCAAAUGACUUACCAGAACGGUUGCAAUGACCGGCCGGGUACGAAGGCUAGGGCAACGGGGCUUCCGAAAGCAUAGGCGAGGUCAAAGACCGUAUCCGAAGAGGAGGACGCAGACCCCAACGGCCGACCAAAGUGGACCUUGCUGUGAAGCACGAAAUAGCAGGGUGUUUAGGACUGCCUGACGGUCGAUGCAAAUACAUUUCUCUUUAUGACCACGUGCCAAAAAUGGUGGAAAAAACUUUCCCCAAAUAAAAAGUUGGGGCUGCAGAAUUAGCAAGACUGUCGGUCGGAUCUUAUUUCAUAGCCGCACCCGCAGUACACAAGCCCCAGCCGCUUGUCAUACAGGACCAGCAGUAACCCCAACCCCCUAACCCUCACCCUAACUCAUAACCCCAACCCCUAACUCCUAACCUCAAACCAUAACCCUAAUACUAACCCCUAACCCUUAACGCCAGCCCCUAACCCUAACUCAUAACCCCAACCCCUAACCCCUAACAGAUACGGCCACGAAAAAGGAUCUUGUCAGACUGUCAAAGUGCGAUGGUCGACAACUUGAAGGUAACCAAAUCCUAACCUCUAACCAUAACCCUAACAUUAACCCCUAGCUCAAACCCCUAACAGAUACGGCUACGAAAUAGGAUCCUGUCAGACUGUCAAAGGUUACCAAAUCAGAAGACAGGGGUGGGAGUGUUAGAUGAACAAGCCUUUACUGAGACAGAUGGGCGUACAGGCAGCAGUUGCAGCUAGCCUCCUCACCCCGCAAGCGAGUGUGGCGUUGGAGUUGUUGGACCUCGGCACCGAGUACCUACACGCCUUUGUCUGAGAUGUGUACGCCUCCAACCAAUCCUAAUCAAUCUCCCGCAAGCUGCUGCCAAGUCGCAAGCGCCUCCAGCGGCGAGUUGACGGGUAGUGUAAGGCGGACAGAAAGGCGACAUAGAUAGUGGCGAUCGCGGGGGCAAACUGCCACAAAACAACGCUUAUUGCUGUAUUGAAACGUAAAAGCGGCUCAGAAGACAACGGGAGCAAUAGGUCAAUCAAACCGAAAGCCGGCCGUUGAUGUUGUGCCGUCUGCGGGAAGCGUGGGAGUGCGCCUGGACUAUGUCCGGCUGCGGUCAGUCAAUGAAGGAAAAGUAUCGAUCGCCGCUACAAUGUUGGCAAGCUGAAGACUGAGUCGUGGGCGCGAGGGGGGGGGAGGGGUUAGGUCGCUGUUGUCAUGCCAAACGGGCCGUCACAGGAGCGUUUGGGGAUUCCCCACCGGUGCUCCCAACCUUGAAUCAUUUGAAAUCCAAUCAUUAAGUCGAAAGUCAGCAGUCUUGUAGCCCAGAUCACCUAAAGAGACAGCAAACAAGUGGGAGGCUUUUUAAUAAGUUAAGACUGAGAAAUGGUCAUCUCCCAGCCACUCAUCUUAAUCGCUGAUAUCGAAUUGUUGGAGUUUCAGCCUGCUUUUCUGGAGAAGGGGGUUCUUGAUCGACUGCUGAGUUGAAUAUCGAUUUCAAGGGAAAUGAUCAAUAUGUGAAAAUGAGUAUCGGUGUGUCACCUUAGGUUGUAGUGAAAAUUUACUGUGGUUUAGAUGCCAGUAAUACCAGUUCACAGGAUUCAGAAUUACUAGGAUAAUCCUGUAGAGUAUUCCUGAUAUUCAGUGCCAGUGUGUUAUGUUUUAGGCUUAGAUUAGACAGGUCAGUUCGAAAGGUCUCUCAGUCGGGCUGACUAAAACAGCGUGAACAUUGAUAUUUUCAAAGUGACACCACCAAAAAGCGGAAAAAUGAUGCCAGCUCCCUAUGUAUCCCGUUAUACCGGACGAUCUACACAUGCGUAGGAUCUUGGUUAUGGAGGCUUGCACAACAUCGAUCCCGCACCCCCCCCCCCCCUCCCACACACCCAUCGUGCAGAUGGGUGCAGACGCAUUGGUUGGACACAUUCACUCCCGUCUCCCCUCCGUAUCAUAAAAUGAUAAUCGAAUUUCUGAAAUAUGUCUCCGAUACAAAGAGAUUGGUUUGGUAGGGUUGUACUAUCAUUUUUGUGCGACAUAUUCCUAUGACAUUCCAGUCACGCCAGGAUUCCGGCCUUUGAAUGAGCUUAUUUUCGGCCGCCUGAAUUAACUCAACUCCGAAAGAACUGACUACUUAUGAAGUAUGUAUUUGACACCUUGAUUUCCGAUGCCCUUUUAAAUGUAAUUAUAUCAAACGAAUAUCACGCAUUUCUCUACGGUAUGAGGAAGGUGGCAUAUAGCACUCACAAACCGUGCAGUGGAUGCGGACCAGGCUCCAUACUUUAUGAGAAACGCCAAUAAACCUGCUGACGAGACGCUGUAUGAAUGGACAUCUCACGGUCUGAUAAUUAGAAGCUUCUUUAAAACCAGAAGGCACUCAUUCUUCAAGUAGGGAAUUUAGAGAAGAUGUAAUUUGCUAUCAAAUGAGUACAAGAAAGAGUACAAUCAACUCUGUGAGCUGUGUUCAUUGAAUAUACUGCACCGGACCGUCUAUAACAGACGACCCAGCCUUGUACUAUGAAACACCGAAUCGAAAUAAUCGUGUCUGACUAAGACCCACUUAAAUAAGUAGGGGUGUAGGGGUGUCAGCGGUUGAUUCACGUGAAGGUCGUAGUGGUCGCUCACUUGCUUGCAGGUGAGACUACGCCUAGCGUCCACUUGCUGGCACUCAACUCUCACCUGUGGCUCCACGUAGCUGGGCUCUGCUCAGCGGCCACACCCCGGGCAACCGCCUCGACCGGCGGGCUAAACCAGGUGAGGGCGGUUACUCCCUGUGCGCGUUGUGCCGCGUGCACAGGUGACUGCGGACUCCGUGGACGGUUGGUCGGAUGGAACACCGCGUCGGCGCCGUCGUGACGAGGCUCCGCCUGGUACACCGUGGAUAAGCCGGCGGGAUGGAUCUCCGAAUUGGCACCGUCGACACGCGCCCAUCUGUUGCACCGUAGGAGACCGCAGGCCUGCGGCAAUACCGUAAGCCAUUGGCAAAUUCGAGUCGUUCUUCCACUGCCUAAAAACUCGUGGCCCACAGCGGAGUUCGGCCGCGCCGGCACAUCAAGGAGCCCUAUUCAGGGUCAGGGCACUGCUUCCUUCGGGGCGGGCCUGGAAAAGCUGGCCUAAAAAUUGCUGGGGAACCACGUCGUCUGCCGGCGCACCGUGGUCGCAGACGCAAAACUCAAGGUCGAAACAAUCAAACUCGAAACAACAAUCAUACUCAUUCUCCUCAUCCUACCUCUUCUUCCUCUACCUCCGUCCAUUCUUCUGCCUAUUCUUCCCCUUCGUCAUCUUCUUCUCCACCUCCUUCCCGUCGCCCCACUCGCUUUCCCCAGACUGACAGGGUGAGCCCGCUCCCUCUGGCAGCCUGGAAUGUUCGUUCCCUUUUAGACAAUCCGAGGAGCAACCGACCGGAACGGAGGACGGCGCUAGUGGCACGAGAACUGGCGCGCUACAAGGUGGACAUUGCCGCACUCAGCGAGACCCGUUUCUCCGAACAAGGCCAACUGGAGGAGGUGGGUGCCGGCUACACCUUCUUCUGGAGUGGUCGACCCAAGGCAGAGCGACGGGACGCGGGCGUCGCCUUCGCCAUCCGGACCGACAUCGUGGGACGAUUGCCCAGUCUGCCGCAGGGAAUCAACGAUCGAUUGAUGAGCCUCCGUCUGCCUCUCCGGGGUGGGGGAAAAUUCGCCACCAUCAUCAGCGUCUACGCUCCGACGAUGACCAACCCCGACGCCGUCAGAGACAAAUUCUACGAGGACCUGCAUGCCCUCUUGGCGACUGUGUCGAAGGCGGACAAGUUGAUGAUCCCUGGCGACUUCAACGCCCGCGUCGGCACAGACCAUACUGCCUGGAGGGGAGUGCUGGGUCCCCACGGUCUCGGCGGCUCCAACGACAAUGGCCUGCUGCUUCUCCGCACCUGCGCAGAACACCGCCUCAUCCUGACGAACACGUUCUUCUGUCUGCCGGAGCGAGAGAAGGCCACCUGGAGGCAUCCUCGGUCGCGUCAGUGGCACCUGCUGGACUAUGUCCUCGUCUGGAGGCGAGAUCAGCGGGACGUGCUGGUGACGAAGGCGAUCGCGGUAGCUGAUGGGUGGACCGACCAUCGCCUCGUCAUCUCGAAGAUGCGUAUUCGCCUACAGCCUCGCAGGAGACCACAAGGUAAGCGACCUCCAGGUAAGCUGAAUGUUGCCUUGUUGUCUUUGCCCGCUUACCAUCUUCAUUUCAGCAAUGAGCUAGCUCAAGGGCUAGACAACCUUCCAAUCGCUGCCGCCGCCGACACCGCCGCCGCUGCCGAGAACGCCUCCGUGGAGAAUCGCUGGUGUCAACUGCGAGACACGGUCCAGUCGACGGCGCUCGCCGUCCUCGGUCGCGCUCCCCGCCAACACCAGGACUGGUUCGACGACAACGACGCCGCCAUCAGAAAUCUGCUUGCUGAGAAGAACCGCCUCCACAAAGCCUACGUAGAUCACCCUACUGAGGACAACAAAGCUGCCUUCUACGGCAGUCGCCGACAGCUUCAGCAACGACUGCGCGAGAUGCAGGACGCCUGGACUGCUCGCAAAGCUGAGGAGAUCCAAGGCUACGCGGACCGCAACGAAUGGAAGAACUUCUUCUCUGCGAUCAAAGCUGUCUACGGUCCGCCGACGAAGGGCACUGCUCCUCUCCUCAACGCCGACGGCAGCACUCUCCUGACUGAGAAGACGCAAAUCCUACAGCGAUGGGCCGAGCAUUUCCGAGGCGUCCUCAACCGCCCUUCCGCCAUCUCUGACGCCGCCAUCGAGCGUUUGCCGCAAGUGGAGACCAACGUGGACCUCGACCUCCCGCCAUCUCUCCAGGAGACCAUCAGGGCCGUGCAGCAACUCUCCAACGGGAAAGCACCCGGAUCGGACGCAAUCCCUGCUGAGGUCUACAAGCACGGAGGUCCCCUACUGAUGGAUCAUCUGACUGCGCUCUUCCAGGAGAUGUGGCGUCAAGGCGAAGUCCCGCAAGAUUUCAAGGACGCAACUAUCGUGCACUUUUACAAGCGCAAAGGGAAUCACCAAGUCUGCGACAACCACCGCGGCAUCUCUCUACUGAACAUCGCCGGGAAGAUCUUCGCUCGCAUCCUGCUCAACCGCCUCAACAUCCAUCUGGAACAGGGCCUUCUGCCGGAAAGCUAA